This is a messenger RNA of Oppia nitens, 730 nucleotides long. RefSeq lists its product as uncharacterized. The transcript has 2 exons. The record is from RefSeq and is a predicted model, not a curated record. NCBI's taxonomy places the organism in Eukaryota, Metazoa, Arthropoda, Arachnida, Sarcoptiformes, Oppiidae. Bases 170 to 541 code for a protein of 123 amino acids.
ACAUAUGUUGUACUAUACAGUAGUUUUUAAAAUAUUAACUAUAAGACAUAAUUACAGUAAAAAAUUAAUUUAUUAAUUAAUUUAUUAAAAAAUACUUCAUUUUGUAAAAACAUAAUAUAUUAUUAAUUACUGUAUUAGCGAUUAUAUAAGUAAAACAUUUAAUUGAAUUAUGUUUUGGACAACAAUUUGUUUGCCGGCGUUAAUGUUUGCAGUGAUUGUUACCGUUUUUGCCGAUAAUCGGGACACAGAUUUUGAGGACAUCGAUGCAAACUCGGCGGACGUCAAACAGCUACUGACAAAGGCUUUCGGUAACAGUACUGAUAGUCGAGAGAUAAAACUUAGUGAAAGUUUGAAACAUAAAACAAAACCACUGUAUCGGUUAAGAGUCGGUAUUUAUAAUUACCGCAAAUGCAAAGCCAAUGAAGACCUACGAUGGGUUAAAAUUAUAGGCGACAGGUGUCGAACACAACAGGGUUGUUCAGUGGACGCCACCAAAAACGGCACUACAUUUGAUUUGAUUAAAGCUCAUUGUGUCGCCUAAUAAUUAAUUACAACUAUUUUUUAAAAUUUUUUUAUGUAUUGAUAAAAUUGUGUUUUAAUUUUUUGUUUGUAAAACAUUUAAAUUAAUAACUUUGUUUUCUUCACUAAAUUAUUUUAUUUAUUUAUUUUAAUCCAAUUGUCUAAUGAAUUGCCCCCCCAAAUAAAAUGUAAUACAAUAUUAUAAUAAUUA